Messenger RNA from Mytilus trossulus (common blue mussel), 735 nucleotides. RefSeq names its product melanopsin-A-like. Gene Ontology annotation, molecular function: G protein-coupled photoreceptor activity. Gene Ontology annotation, cellular component: plasma membrane. NCBI's taxonomy places the organism in Eukaryota, Metazoa, Mollusca, Bivalvia, Mytilida, Mytilidae. The record is from RefSeq and is a predicted model, not a curated record. The transcript has 4 exons. Gene Ontology annotation, biological process: cellular response to light stimulus; G protein-coupled receptor signaling pathway; phototransduction. Bases 1 to 735 code for a protein of 244 amino acids.
AUGGUAGUACAGACAUACAGACUGAUCGUUUCCGUUCAUUCCCCGAAAGCAGGAUUUGACAAAGGGCGUGUUGUUCUAGUGUUGGUAGGUUGCGUCAUAGUUUGUGGAAUUGUUGCAGCUUUACCAUUUGUUGGAACAGCUGACUAUACACCAUACAGUCGGCCUAUGUUAUGCCAUAUAAGAUGGAUACCAUUUGAUCAUGCUAAUAUAGCAUAUUUUACCAGUAUAGCAAUAGUAUUCUUUGUACUUCCAACAGUCUUGAUUUCAACAAUAUACGCUUCAAUAUAUUUUAAGACUACAAAAUCUUCCCUGAAAUCUCUUUCUUCAACAAGAAGUAAGCAUCGGCAUAUAUUCAUGUUAAAGACGUUCCUUAUCAUCACAGUUGCCUACAUACUGACUUGGUCUCCUUAUGUGGUAUGCAUUGUUUUGGAUUUAAGUGGAAUUGAUCACCAUUCGUAUUCCCAUGUUAUUUAUCUUCUAUGUACAAUGGUAGCAAAAGUGUCUCUCACUUGGAUUCCGGUUAUAUUUGUUAUUCGUCACAGCCAUUAUAAGAAGGAAUUAGAUACUCUUACCCAUGGUGUGAUUGAAAAAGUUGGACAGCUAACCAUGUCAUCAGCAGAGUACAAUUUAGAUAGUACAGACAGGACUGUUGAAGGGGAGAUCGCGGUGGAAAAUGAAUUAAUUCCUUCAAAACCAGUUCUUAUAUCGUACAAUAUAUCAGAUGAUGCUUUGUGA